This is a messenger RNA of Maudiozyma saulgeensis, 1476 nucleotides long. NCBI's taxonomy places the organism in Eukaryota, Fungi, Ascomycota, Saccharomycetes, Saccharomycetales, Saccharomycetaceae. The record is from the annotation of a GenBank genome assembly.
AUGUCUGGUCAUAUACAUAGACAGUACACUUUACCUGGUGUUAUGCACUAUUUACAAACAGAAUUCACAAAGAAUGAGCGUGAUAGAAUCACUUGGGAAUUAGAAAAAUCAGAAAUGAAAGCUUAUAUUAUGAAACUUGAAGGUGAAAAUAAAGAUCUACGUCAUAAUAUUGCUGAAUUACAGAUUCAAUCUAAUGAGAAAUUGGAUCUUGGUAAUGGUAUCUCCAAUGAUUCAACCCAAAAACAAGUUGAUUCAGAGAGCUUAAUGAAAGCUAAGACUAUUGUAGAGGAUAACGUUAAAGAUAUAAUACACCUUUUGAAUUCUCCCAGUGUGCUUUCACAGUUUGAUUCCUUAAAUGGAAGAAAGGCCCCAGUUCAUGAAAUGGAAAAUCUUUCAAUAAACAAAGAUAAUAAUACAAAAUCUAUGGUACCUGAAUCGUUAUUUAACAAUAAACCUAAAUCACCAAUUGGAGGUUCUCAAAGUAGUGCUAGUUAUUCAGUAUCUGGCCAAUUUGAAAAUAUGGUUAACAUUUCAAACAAUAAACAAUUUUUAAGUGUUUUUAAAAAUAAUAUACUUGUCACCCUUGAUGAUAAAUUGAAAUUGUUUCAUAUUGAUGAAGAAGCUCAAUGUAAUGAUACAGGGUUAACCAUUGAUCUGUUGAAUACAGAUUUAGUGAAGGGAAUGUUUUGGUUAAGUAGUGAAUUCAUUAUGAUCCUUGAUAAUAAUGGCAUAAAAGUUUGGUCAUCAAUUCAACAAAAAAUCAUUAAUGAAAUUAACAUAUUCCAAGAGAGUGGGAAGGGUAAAAAUGAAAUUGUUUACGGUAAGAUUAAGACUGUUGAUUUUAAGAAUAAAUGGUUGUUGAUGACAAUCGAAGAUCAUGUUCAGAUCCUUGAAUUAGAAGAUAUGAAAGAUCCUCAUAUGAUGUCUAUCAAGACAAGUUAUAUAAUCAAUUCUAAUAACAUUUUGGACGUAUUAUUAGGUAUCACAGAGAUGUCCUUUAUAGUACUUGCAAAGAAUCCAUUGGCUCUAGUAAUUUAUGAUUUUGAUGGUGAAAUUUUACAAAGCAUUAAAUUAGAUAAAGAAAUUACUGAUAAGAUUAAUACAAAAUCAGGAAAAUUAUAUUUAAACAAAGAAAGUUCAAAACUAAUAAUUCAAUUAGGGAAACAUUUAAUAUUCUAUUCAUUUGAUCAAAAACGUGUCACAUUACAAUUUACAUUGAAUAGUGAGCCAAAAUCAAUGUAUUUCAGAUAUGCGACAGAUACCGUAGGAAUAGCAUAUGAUGAUGGCACUGUUGAACUUCGAGAGUUGCCAAAUUUUGCUAAUGUAAUAAAGAAAUACGUUCAUAAUCCCGAAAAUGGAAAAGCCAACAAGAACAAUAUCGUUAUCGAGGCAACAAAAAUAAGUAAUUUCGAAACAAUCUUAUUAUCAUUGAGUGAGAACGUAUUGAAACUAGAGGCCUUUGAAGAGAAACCAUGA